Molecule: messenger RNA, 1370 nt
Organism: Clupea harengus (Atlantic herring)
Lineage: Eukaryota; Metazoa; Chordata; Actinopteri; Clupeiformes; Clupeidae
Gene: exorh
Product: extra-ocular rhodopsin
Biological process (GO): visual perception; G protein-coupled receptor signaling pathway; phototransduction
Cellular component (GO): membrane
Molecular function (GO): G protein-coupled receptor activity
Source: RefSeq, a predicted model, not a curated record
GAGUGACCUCAAUCUGUGUGUGUGUGUGUGUGUCCGCUCUUGUUUACGCCCAUGGCUGGUAAUCCGCAGGGAGGGGGCCUUAUAAGAGACCCUCAGCAUCCUGGGGUGCAGAUCACACCUCUCCAGCUCUCCUCUCGGCUCAUCUCCCCUCUCGCAUCCUUCUCUCAUUCUCUCCAUCUCUAUUCUCAUCUGUCUGAUCUGGAGCACGUUCCUCUCUCUUCACUUUCUUCCCUUUCUCCGCCAAUUUUUCUCUCCUCACUUCUGUCUUCAUUCCUUCGUCUCUCACGUCACCAUGAACGGCACGGAAGGGCCCAACUUCUACGUGCCCAUGUCCAACCGCACAGGGGUGGUGCGCAGCCCCUUCGAGCACCCGCAGUACUACCUGGCCGAGCCGUGGAAGUACUCGCUGCUGGCCGCCUACAUGCUCUUCCUCAUGACCACUGCCUUCACCGUCAACUUCCUCACGCUCUUCGUCACCGUCAAGCACAAGAAGCUGCGGACGCCGCUCAACUACAUCCUGCUCAACCUGGCGGUGGCCGACCUCUUCAUGGUGAUCGGGGGCUUCACGGUCACGCUUUACACGGCUCUGCAUGGCUACUUCGUGCUGGGGGUCACCGGGUGCAACGUGGAGGGCUUCUUCGCCACCCUAGGCGGGGAAAUUGCCCUGUGGUCCCUGGUAGCGCUGGCCAUUGAGCGAUACAUUGUAGUAUGCAAGCCAAUGACCACCUUUCGUUUUGGGGAGAAGCACGCCAUUGUAGGUGUGGCUUUCACGUGGAUCAUGGCUCUCACCUGUGCUGUGCCCCCUCUGGUGGGCUGGUCCAGGUACAUUCCUGAGGGAAUGCAGUGCUCCUGUGGUAUAGACUACUACACUCCCAGGCCUGAGCUCCACAACACGUCUUUUGUCAUCUACAUGUUCACCGUACACUUCUCCAUCCCUUUAAUCAUCAUUUUCUUCUGCUACGCCCGCCUGCUCUGCACCGUCCGCGCGGCUGCAGCCCAGCAACAGGAGUCGGAGUCCACUCAGCGGGCGGAGAAAGAAGUGACACGCAUGGUGAUCGUCAUGGUGAUCUCCUUCUUGGUGUGUUGGGUGCCUUAUGCCACUGUGGCCUGGUACAUCUUCGCCAAUCAGGGUACGAACUUUGGACCUAUCGCCAUGACUGUCCCUGCAUUCUUUGCCAAGAGUGCUGCACUAUACAAUCCGUGUAUCUACAUUCUUCUGAACCGACAGUUUAGGAACUGCAUGCUGACGACAGUGUGCUGUGGAAAGAAUCCAUUUGGUGAAGUCGAGGUCACCACCACCACCGCCUCCACCAAAACCCAGUCCUCCACCAUCUCCACUAGCCAGGUGGCCCCUGCCUGAUCUAGUCCCA